AUGAGUAAACUUGUCACAAGCACGCCGACUUUGCCGAAAACCAAAAAUGUAGGCCCAAAGUACAUGACAGGCAAGGGAAAUGAGGACGAAUUGUCAUGGAUCUCACCAUCCAUCAACGUCUACAGCAAAGCAGAGGUCGAUAUCAAACAGAUCUCACCGACGUCCUCGCGCCGGCCCCCUUCUGCGAAGAGGGAAUCGGCCAUGAGCGGUGGCCCCCAUUCUCUCCCUGUCCAUCAACCACCAGAGGGCGCUACGGGUAAUCUCCACAGGGUUCCAACUUCGCACACGUCGCAACCGUCACUCACUCAAAAAGAAUCCCACUUUGUUCCAAUGGAGCCUGGCUCGCGCACCUCUACGAUGAGGAGCGGUACCAUUCCUUUCCCCCGUACAAUGACGAUGCAAUCCUCAGACCUCUACGCAUCCGACACGUCGCACUCUGGCUCUUCGGCUGGGUGGUCUUCUGCUCCGACCACUCCUAUUAGCAAUGUUCAACGAGCACCACGACUAGGUGCUCAUCGCUUCCUCGUCUCUUCAAAGGUUGGUCAAGGUGGAUUCGGAUGUGUCUACAAGGCCGUAGAAGUCCACACUGGGGAAACGGUCGCCGUCAAGACGGUUUGCAGGCGAGGUAUCAGCCAGGCCCGUACCGAUAUGACACUCAAGGAGCAGCGCAUCUCGAAGCGCAUUGCAGAACGCCAGAGGAGAGGAAAAGAACCUGAUGGUGAUUUCGUGGUGAGAAUGGUGGCGAGCUUCCUUACCCUGAACCACUUUGUCUUCAUUCUGGAUUAUCACGGCGCUGGUGAUUUACGGGAUGUGGACUAUCCACUCAAGCCGAAUGACGCACGGUUUUACAUAGGCGAGAUGACCCUCGGUUUGCGCUUCAUCCAUUCACUUGGAAUCGUCAUGAGAGACCUGAAACCCGCAAAUGUCCUCCUAGGCUGGGAUGGCCACGUUCGUCUAGCCGACUUUGGGCUCGCCACUUUGGCGCCAUCAACAAGGAAAAGCACCCUCUCUCGUAUUCGUCAUCAUGACGAGUCCGAAGCGACUCUUCGUGAUGACAGACCACGAACAUCUUCCAUUCUUUCCCUCUUUCGUCUCAAGCAAACCACCUCCCAAGACCAAAAUAGUGCUCGUGCAUCGUCAUCAAACUAUGCCGACUCAGAGUCGCCGACGGCACCUAAGCGGACCCGAACGCAAAAGCUCAAAGAGCUUUUUGCUCGCAAACCUAGACACAAGCGCCGGACGACACUCUGUGGUACACCUGGGUACAUACCGCCAGAGGGCUAUAACGGAAUUUACGGCCCCGAGGGUGAUGUAUGGGCGCUGGGUAUCUCUCUCUAUGAGUUCAUAACUGGCGUCAAUCCUUUCGAUCUUUGGGGCGCUCCGACGUCUGAGAUCCAGGGUAAAGUGGCCAAGGAGGAUCCAGAGUAUCCACCGGAUAUGGACGACACAACACGUGACCUCCUUGUUCGACUCUUGGACAAGGUCAUGCAACGAAGGGCAACCAUCGAACAAAUGAUACAGCACCCAUUCUUUACAACCAGCGGAUUUUGCUGGAAAAAACUGGCAAAGCGCGAGAUUGCGCCACCCUCUUUGCCAGACGUAUCGCUCCGACGACUGCGCAAGCACCAUGAACGUAAACACGACCUUCACGAAGAACCUCUUAUUCUCAAACUAGAAGAAGAAGUCAUCGCUCGUCAGCGAAAACUUGAAUCACGAGUUGCGACUAAAUCGUCCACACUGCACGAUGCGCAUCGAAUCUCGGCGCAAGAUGCAGACAACUUCUUUAUGAACUACUUAGACUAUAGAUGA
Serendipita indica DSM 11827 is the source of this 1809-nucleotide messenger RNA. NCBI's taxonomy places the organism in Eukaryota, Fungi, Basidiomycota, Agaricomycetes, Sebacinales, Serendipitaceae. The record is from the annotation of a GenBank genome assembly.